AUGCCUAACAGGAACGUUGUGGUAGUGACGGUCCUCCCUGAUGAGGGACCCAGAGAACAAACACAGUGCCCCACAGUAGCAGGACUGUUGCCCAGAGACAAUGCAGAAGAUGAGUGGACCCCCUCAGAACAACAAAAGAUAAGUAUCUAUGAUGCCAUGAUGAGGGGGCUCCUGACACCGGGUACGGCCCUGGUGCUGCUGGAGGCACAGGCUGCUUCAGGGUUCCUCACCGACCCCGUGAGGAACGAGAAACUAUCCGUGAAAGAGGCACUGACUGCAGGACUCAUAGGCAGAGAUUUUUAUGAGAAGCUGCUGUCGGCAGAGGGAGCCGUGACAGGGUACACAGAGCCGUACACAGGACACAAGAUCUCCCUCUUCCAGGCCAUGAAGAAAGAGUUCAUCGUGAGGGAGCACGCUAUCCGCCUGCUGGAGGCCCAGAUCGCCACCGGCGGCAUCAUCGACCCCGUCAACAGCCACCGCCUCCCCGUGGAGGUGGCCUACCAGCGCGGCUACUUUGACCAGGAGAUGUGCCAGUUUCUUUCUAACCCCAAGAAUCAAACGAGAAGUUGCUUCGACCCCAACACGCAUGAAAACCUCACUUAUACACAGCUCCUCCGCCGCUGCGUACCUGACCCAGACACGGGGCUGCUCAUGCUCCAUGUGAUGGACAAGGGCUCUGUGCUCUACCAGCUGAACAAGGAUUCCCGGAAAGCCCUGCAGGCCGCCCGCACCACCGUCAACGUGGGGCUCUUCCAGGGCCAGAGUGUCACCAUCUGGGAGCUCCUCUUCUCCCGCUACAUCCCUGAUCACCAGAGAGAGGAGCUGCUGAAGAAAUACAAGGCAGGGACGGUCACCAUCCCGGAGAUGAUUACCAUCCUCACCACCAUCAUCACCAAGGCAGAAAUGGAAAACGGGGAUCUGAGCUCAUCCACAGUUAUACCCAACAAUGAGGUGGAAGCAUCACGACCAGUUCAGGAUGUACACUCCCAGGACCAACAGUUGAGAAAGUCCUUAAAGUCUGCAACCAUCUAUGUCACUGCUGGUGAGUUCCAGGGGCAAAACAUUUCCUUGUUGGAUCUGCUUUUUUCCAAAUACAUCCCUCAAGGGAAGCGGCAGGAGCUGCUGGAGCUGUACAGAGCAGGGAUACUGACCACAGAGCAGGUGGCUACUGUGGUCACCACCAUCAUAAACAGAACAGAAGCUGCAAAUGCCAUGCUCAUGGCAAAUGCCAGAAGUCCACACAAGGCAGUGACAAGGGCAGAGGAAAAUGGAGAUGAUUUUUCAACCCAAGAUGCACAACUAGAUAACAUCUUGAAGUCUACCACCAUUGAUGUGCCAGCUGGUGAGUUGCAGGGCAGGCAGGUCUCUGUGUGGGACCUGCUCUUCUCUGACUACAUCCCUGAGGAGAAAAGACAGGAGCUUCUGGAGCUGUACCGAGAAAGGGUAUUAACUCUGGAGCAGAUGAUAACUGUUGUCACCAUUGUCAUCAAGAAAAAAGAAUCUACAAGCAGGAAAUUCCUAAUUGCAGUCAAGACUGCUGACAAGGACACUGUGUCAGAAGCAGGAGAGAAGGAUGAUGACUCCCCCAAAGAAGAACCAUGGGAAACAGCCUUGAAAACCACGGCCGUCGACAUGGAGGUUGGGGAGUUUCGGGGCCACAAGGUCUCUGUGUGGGACCUGCUCCACUCCAAGUAUAUCCCAGAGGAGAACAGAAAGGAGCUCCUGGAGCUGUACCAGGCAGGAGAGUUAACCCUUGAGCAGGUGAAAACUGUUGUCAGCACUAUCGUAACCAAGGCAGAAGCAGCAGGGGCAGAGCAAUUGGCAAAUGCGAGCAGUCCGAGAGCAGAGUCGACAGUUGCAGAAGCUGAGCACACCUACCUGCAGGAGGACAGGACCUGGGAAGAGACCCUGAAGUCCACCACAGUUGAGAUGUCAAUGGAUGAGUUCCAGGGGAGGCAGGUCUCUGUGUGGGACCUGCUCUUCUCUGACUACAUCCCUGAGGAGAAAAGGCAGGAGCUCCUGGAGCUAUAUCGUGCGGGGACACUCACCAUUGAGGAACUGGUCAACACCACCAGCAGCAUUGUGACAGACAGCAAAGAAAGGCAUCUUGCAAGCCUUCCCCAGCAGACAGUGGAUCUCCUCCAGUCCGAGGGCUCCUACAUUACUUUUGGCCAGUUCCAGGAGCAGAGGGUGUCAGUGUGGGAGCUCCUCUCCACCAAGCAAGUCUCCGAGUACAAACGAGAAGCACAUCUCGACACUUACGGCACAGGAGGGCUGACCAUAAACAAGAUCACCAUCACCACCACUGUCAUCACAGGCCCACAGCGUAAGAAGAGACACCACCAGGACCACUAGCACCACCCACCACAAAAGAGGAAUGAGCUCUGCCUCCUGGGGCAGGCAUGGCCUGGGCACUUGUGAGAGUUCGCUCUCCACAUAACUCAAUUAUGGGCAGGAAAGAGCGGUGACAAACCUGUGUGCGGAACAGUGCGGGUGCGUGGUUAAACUCCUUGCUGUCUCAACUACUACUUUGCUGAGAUUUCUUUUGCCCAGCGGAGCUUUCCCGGAGGGGUUCUGGGGGAGGGUCCAGGAAGGCUUGUGGCUGCGGCUUUCUGCUGUGCACACACAGGCAGUGACACAGAACAGGGAAAUGUGGAGCCAACACCCAAGUCAGAUGGGUUGGAGACUGUCACGAAUGGGAGCAGGCAGAAACCCCAGUGCAGGAGCUGCGGGCAGCACAACUGGCAGCCCCAGAAGAGGCACAGAGGGACAGACAACCUCUGCUCAGGAUAGCUGGGACCCUGGCCCUGCUGAACAGCAAGCAGCGGGGACAGCACAUGUGGCUGUGGUCGCCCAUGGGACAUUUAGCCCUGACCUGCCCUUUGGCUCUGCUGCUGCAGGCUGGGGUCAUGGGGGUCUGCUGGGUUGCCAGAGGUCACUGCAUGUGAGCAUUGCGGGGAGAGGGGUGCUGGUGCCAGGGCUCUGACACCUGCAAUGGUGAGAGGCUGCUGGGUGCACGCGCAGGAGCGGCGGUGCUUCCGUGGGGCGAGACGAUGCUGUACACAGGGCGGGAGUGCUCCCAUGUAUGACAGGGAAACCUCAGAUUCCUGUGCGCAUGGAAGUCACUGCCUGUCAUGGAGGGAGAAGCACCCACAGGAGCAUCCUCACGCCGCUCAGUGCAGUGGGGGGGGCAAGCAUGGCUCCCUGACCCAUACCCCUGCAUGCACG
Haliaeetus leucocephalus (bald eagle) is the source of this 3228-nucleotide messenger RNA. RefSeq names its product epiplakin-like. Bases 1 to 2355 code for a protein of 784 amino acids. Gene Ontology annotation, cellular component: cytoskeleton; cytoplasm; cell junction. The transcript has 3 exons. The record is from RefSeq and is a predicted model, not a curated record. NCBI's taxonomy places the organism in Eukaryota, Metazoa, Chordata, Aves, Accipitriformes, Accipitridae. Gene Ontology annotation, biological process: intermediate filament bundle assembly; wound healing. Gene Ontology annotation, molecular function: keratin filament binding; structural molecule activity.